Messenger RNA from Trichoderma asperellum CBS 433.97, 523 nucleotides. Lineage: Eukaryota; Fungi; Ascomycota; Sordariomycetes; Hypocreales; Hypocreaceae. The record is from RefSeq and is a predicted model, not a curated record.
GUAUUAUCAUAUGCAAGUAUCAUAGUGAAUAAUCUCUACUUUGCUUCUAAUUCUCUUGGUAAUGAAUGCAGUUGAUGUGGCAUGUUGAGAGUCACUUGAUGAUUCUUAAGCGAGACCCCAACUGAGAAGCCCCCAUGACGUUGCCUCUCUUGCUUGUCUUGGCCUGCUCGGGCGCAUUUUCGUGGAUCCAUUUAGGCGUCCAUCUCCUCCAUCAGCUUUCCCGCUUCCAGGCUGCCGUACAAGGUCAACGCUGGUCGGGCUGCGAGAAUGCAGCUGCACACAGUAUAUUUCGGGGCCUUACAGUGGCUCCGAAUCUAACCUCCCCUGCUUGGGACCCUGAGAAAAGCGCUGAUCCGAGCGGUGUUCAUGCAGGAUCUACAGCCGUAUUGGAGCACAUACAUGAAUCUCCACCAAUUGCAGCGGGAGCGAAAAGAAAAGAAGGAAAACUCUGUUGAUAGCCGCUAGAAAUACCAAUGAUACCUAUUGGGCAAACGCCUUUGGUAAGGUAGCGGCUGCUGGGCAC